Messenger RNA from Hibiscus syriacus, 1368 nucleotides. Its product is annotated as plastid lipid-associated protein 3, chloroplastic-like. NCBI's taxonomy places the organism in Eukaryota, Viridiplantae, Streptophyta, Magnoliopsida, Malvales, Malvaceae. The transcript has 3 exons. Bases 43 to 1140 code for a protein of 365 amino acids. The record is from RefSeq and is a predicted model, not a curated record.
AUUUGAGUAUAUGAGAGUAGAAGACUGAAAACCAAAACAAAAAUGGCGCUUUUCUUCACCGCACAAUCUUCUUCUCUCUUCCUUUCCCAAUCCCUUAAACUCAAGACUUUCCUCUCUCAAACCUCUAAACCCUCAUUUACCCUUCCACUUAAACCCCGAACCCACCUCAAUUCCUCUCCUUUCGUUUCCCUUUCCAGCUCCCGGUCCAACCCUACUCCCGAAUCCGAUUCCUACCGAGAAACCCCCAGACCGAUUAACAUAACCGAUGAAUGGGGUGAAAAAUCGGAGCUCGGAUCGGAACCCGAGCCCACCAAGCUCCCGGAUUAUGAUCCUCCGAGGAACGAGGACGAGUGGGAGGAAGAGUGUAUUGAGACGGGUAAUGGUACAACCGCCGCUGCCCAAGGAGGAGCUUCCGAUGCAGCGGAGAAAGAGGCGAGGGAGGGCUUUGAUGAUAGGGUUGCGGAUUUGAAGAGGUGUUUGGUGGAUUCAGUUUAUGGGACCGAGUUGGGAUUUCGGGCGAGUAAGGAGCUAAGGGCCGAGGUUUUGGAGUUAGUCAGUCAGCUGGAAGCGGUUAACCCGACCCCGGCUCCCGUUGAGGCUACUCAACUUCUUGAUGGCAACUGGAUUUUGCUGUAUACUGCAUUUUCCGAGCUGUUGCCACUUCUGGCAGCCGGUGCAACCCCACUAUUAAAAGUGAAAAGCAUAAGCCAAACAAUUGAUACGGCUAGUCAAUCUAUUGUCAACUCCACCACAUUGUCUGGCCCUUUUGCUGAUUUCUCCUUUAGUGCAUCUGCUACCUUUGAAGUUAGAUCUCCUUCAAGAAUACAGGUUGAAUUCAAGGAAGGCAUACUGCAACCUCCAGAAGUAAAACCAGCCGUUGAUCUUCCUGCCGAUGUAGAAAUUUUUGGUCAGAGAAUUAGUUUGUUGCCUGUGCAGCAAUCUCUUAACCCACUGCAGGAAUUGGCCGCAAACAUUUCAAGAACAAUUUCUGGUCAGCCACCUCUUAAGAUUCCCAUUCCUGGCAACCGAUCAAGUUCCUGGCUUCUGACUACGUACCUCGAUGAAGAUAUUUGGAUAUCAAGAGGAGAUGGUGCUCUUUUCGUGCUUGCUAGACAGGGAAGCCCUCUUUUGGAGCAGUAGCCAUGAGCAUUAUGCGUAUGUAUCUAUGAAGGAGAUAUACAUACUGUUGUGUCAUCUUUAUUUAUGGGAAGAGGAAAUUUUUGCUUUUGAUUAUUUGAACAUCUCAAGUGUUGGAUAUAAAUGAUAUAAAACAUACAGAUGUAGAAAUUGUAUCGUAUAACGUAAGACUAGAAAUACAUGUUUGAUGAUGUCUAUUGCUAAUGGCGCUGAGUGGAACCAUCUCUGUUA